Doryrhamphus excisus (bluestripe pipefish) is the source of this 579-nucleotide messenger RNA. The record is from RefSeq and is a predicted model, not a curated record. NCBI's taxonomy places the organism in Eukaryota, Metazoa, Chordata, Actinopteri, Syngnathiformes, Syngnathidae.
AUGCUUUCUCUGGUGAUUGAAGCACGUCAGCACGUUGUUAUUCUAUAUAAAGGCUGCUCUUUGCUGCUUCGAGGCGUAGUCUCAUCAUCAGACAGAACAGCAGAAAGAGAUGGCAUUUGCUCCUCGCUUGUUGUUGCUCCUGUGUGGCAUCAGUGGGCUGCUGACAGGAAGUAUGAUUGCUGUCCUAAGGGCUGGACUCAGUUGGACAAUCGCUGUUUCUUCUUCCAAAAUGUGGUUGUUAACUUUUAUACCGCAGAGACCAUCUGCAAUAUUCUUGGCGGGAACCUGGCCUCCAUUCACAGUAAUCUGGAAAAUGAAGUCAUCAGACAAGUGAUAUUGCAAGGAGCUGGCUUUACUAGACAUACCUGGAUUGGAUUCAGUGAUGCGAUACAGGAGGGAAACUUUGUUUGGACUGAUGGCUCAGAGGUAGAUUACACCGACUGGGAAAAUGGCCGCCCAAACAAUAGAAAUGGAAACCAACACUGUGCAGUGGUCAACUUCAACAACGUUGAUAACUGGAAUGAUAUCCGAUGCCGGCAGAGGAGACCUUUUAUUUGUGCCAAAGAAUUGAAAUAUUAA